CUGUUAUAAAUAAAGGUUUGGCAGUACGCGUGUGGCGAUAUUUCUGGAAGGAACUGAGUCGCUUAAGUACUAUUAGUACAUUGUCUUAUUUAAAAGGUUCACUUCCAGACAGACUGAGUGCAUUUGAACUUUUUUAACGAUUCACAAACAUCACAAAAGCCGACUGAACCCUUGAAAACAUGGCCGAAAGCGACUGGGAUACGGUGACUGUGUUGAGGAAGAAGGGCCCUACUGCUGCCCAGGCCAAGUCCAAACAGGCAAUCACUGCUGCUCAGAGACGUGGGGAGGAUGUUGAGACGACUAAAAAAUGGUCUGCAGGACAGAAUAAGCAGCACCUCGUGACCAAAAAUACUGCCAAACUGGACAGGGAGACAGAGGAGCUGCACCACGAGAGGGUUCCUUUGGAGGUGGGAAAGGUCAUUCAGCAAGGCAGACAGGAGAAGGGAAUGACCCAGAAAGACCUCGCCACAAAAAUUAACGAGAAGCCUCAAGUGAUUGCCGACUACGAAAGCGGAAAGGCGAUACCAAACAACCAGGUCAUGGGAAAAAUUGAGCGAGUCAUUGGCCGAAAGCUGCGUGGGAAAGAUAUUGGGCAACCCCUAGAGGCCAAACCGAAGACGAAAUGAACACAAAGCCUCGAAAUCAGCCCUCCCCAUCCCCAUAUGUGUCCCCUAAUUUAACCCUGAAUCCUUUCCAAGGAUUUCUUGGAACUUUCUUCCAAGAAAUCCUUAUUCCUGUACCCAUCUCCCAUCCCACCCAGCCAAAUAUCCCACUUCUCUUCUCCAAUCCUCUUCCUUACCUGGGCUGAUCUCACCUGCGUCCCGCCCGAGGACCUGGUGAUCGACUGUACCACAGGCUGCGUACGAACGGGUCAUCUGUAAAACUUAAUGUAAACAAACAUGAUUGAAUGCAUUUUUUUUCUCAGUAAAUUUCUUUCACCUUUUAGGCUUUUAGCAUGAUGGUGGUAAGUCAUUCAGAGGCUAACUCAUUUUUCAUGAUCAAACAAGUCUAACUUUCAGAUCUGAGCAUGUUGUAAAACCACAAGUGCUUGAUUGCAUCUUUUUUUUUUUUCACACUUUUAGGACAACUUGGUGGAUGUUAAUACCGUGCUUGAAAUGUUUUAAUGCUAAAUAAAGUUUAGCAGUUUAUGAUG
Molecule: messenger RNA, 1153 nt
Organism: Xiphophorus couchianus (Monterrey platyfish)
Lineage: Eukaryota; Metazoa; Chordata; Actinopteri; Cyprinodontiformes; Poeciliidae
Gene: edf1
Product: endothelial differentiation-related factor 1
Exons: 5
Coding region: 180-626 (148 amino acids)
Cellular component (GO): nucleus
Molecular function (GO): DNA binding
Source: RefSeq, a predicted model, not a curated record